This is a messenger RNA of Coccomyxa subellipsoidea C-169, 705 nucleotides long. RefSeq names its product mannose-P-dolichol utilization defect 1 protein. The transcript has 5 exons. The coding region runs from base 1 to 705 and encodes 234 amino acids. Lineage: Eukaryota; Viridiplantae; Chlorophyta; Trebouxiophyceae; Coccomyxaceae. The record is from RefSeq and is a predicted model, not a curated record.
AUGUCCCUCUUUAGUCUGUUGCAAGACUGCUUCGAGGCCCUCUCCCAUGGCAGUUUUCCACCCAGUGAUCUAUUGAAGCAGACAAUUAGCAAGGGCUUGGGCUUUGCUAUCAUUGCUGCUGCAUGCGUAGUAAAGGUUCCACAGAUCUUGAAAAUAUCUCAGAACCAAAGCGCCCAAGGACUCAGUCUACUCUCUUUUGAGCUUGAGCAGCUGGCUCUUACAAUCCAUGGAUCGUAUGGCUUCAUUUUGGGACUACCUUUCAGUGCCUAUGGAGAGGCAGUAGUCCUUGUGCUGCAAAAUUCUUUCCUUCUGGCUCAGAUAUACGUCCUUUCAAAGACGUCUUUCUGGCGACCUUUCCUAGCAAUCUCACUAUUUGGCACUGCGCUUGCCUUCAUCUCAGCGGGAAUGGUGACCCCAUCGUUGAUAAUGAUCCUGUACGACCUGAACAACAGUAUAGUCCUGGCGGCACGUCUGCCUCAGAUCUAUCAAAACUUUAUGAACAAGAGCACAGGACAACUCAGUGGGACGGUGUAUGUGGCCAACUUCUUGGGCUGCAUCGCUCGGAUAUUCACAUCUCUGCAGGAGGGUGGAGGUUAUGCAAUGGUCCGUGGCUUUCUGUUAGGUUUGCUCCUCAACGGAACGCUGGUCUCUCAAGUCCUUCUAUACAGGGGCAGCAAGGCUAUUCCGGGAAAGAAAUUGGAAUAA